This is a messenger RNA of Alosa alosa (allis shad), 2209 nucleotides long. RefSeq names its product chaperonin containing TCP1, subunit 7 (eta) (gene cct7). Gene Ontology annotation, cellular component: chaperonin-containing T-complex. Gene Ontology annotation, biological process: protein folding. The coding region runs from base 86 to 1723 and encodes 545 amino acids. The record is from RefSeq and is a predicted model, not a curated record. Gene Ontology annotation, molecular function: ATP binding; ATP-dependent protein folding chaperone; ATP hydrolysis activity. NCBI's taxonomy places the organism in Eukaryota, Metazoa, Chordata, Actinopteri, Clupeiformes, Clupeidae. The transcript has 11 exons.
CGAGGCGAGGACUUUUCUAGAGGGUUCCAAGUGCAUUGUGGGAUUGUUAGACCGGCAUCGCCUUCCUUUUCUCUUGUCUGCCAAGAUGAUGAAUCCACAGCUUAUCGUUCUGAAGGAAGGGACAGACACCUCCCAAGGUGUGCCCCAACUGGUCAGCAACAUCAUGGCCUGCCAGGUGAUCGCAGAGGCAGUCCGCACCACCCUGGGCCCCCGUGGUAUGGACAAGCUGGUGGUGGACAACAGAGGCAAAGCAACCAUUUCAAAUGAUGGUGCUACCAUCUUGAAACUUCUGGAAGUGGUCCAUCCUGCUGCAAAGACUCUUGUUGACAUUGCCAGGUCCCAGGAUGCUGAGGUUGGUGAUGGCACAACCUCCGUGACGCUGUUGGCGGCAGAGUUCCUGAAGCAGCUGAAGCCGUACGUGGAGGAGGGCCUCCACCCACAGACCAUUAUCAGGGCCUUCCGCAACGCCACCCAACUCGCUGUCAAGAAGAUCAAGGAGAUCGCCGUCACCAUCAAGAAGGACGACAAGCAAGAGCAGAGGCAACUUCUGGAGAAGUGUGCUUCGACCGCGAUGAACUCAAAACUAAUUGCCGGACAGAAGGGCUUUUUCUCCCAGAUGGUGGUGGACGCUGUCAUGUCGCUGGAUGAACUCCUGCCCCUGAAGAUGAUUGGAAUGAAGAAAGUGCAGGGUGGAGCUCUUGAGGACUCCCAGCUGGUGGCAGGUGUUGCCUUCAAGAAGACCUUCUCCUAUGCAGGUUUCGAGAUGCAGCCCAAGCGCUAUGACAACCCAAAGAUCGCUCUGCUCAAUGUUGAGCUGGAGCUCAAAGCAGAGAAGGACAACGCAGAAGUCCGUGUCAAGUCUGUAGAGGAUUACCAGGCCAUCGUGGAUGCCGAGUGGAACAUCCUCUACGACAAGCUGGAGAAGAUCUACAAGUCCGGGGCCAAGGUGGUGCUCUCCAAGCUCCCCAUCGGAGACGUGGCCACGCAGUUCUUCGCAGACAGGGACCUGUUCUGCGCCGGCCGAGUGCAGGAGGAGGAUCUCAAGAGGACGAUGAUGGCCUGUGGGGGCUCCAUCCAGACGAGCGUGGGCUCCAUGACCGAAGACGUUCUGGGCCAGUGCGAACUCUUCGAGGAGGUCCAGGUUGGAGGAGAGAGGUACAACUUCUUUAAGGGCUGUCCGAAGGCAAAGACGUGCACCAUCAUCCUGAGGGGCGGGGCGGAGCAGUUCAUGGAGGAGACAGAACGCUCACUGCACGAUGCCAUCAUGAUUGUGCGCAGAGCAAUCAAGAAUGACUCUGUCGUUGCUGGUGGAGGGGCCAUUGAGAUGGAGCUGUCCAAGUACCUGAGGGAUUAUUCCAGAACCAUUCCUGGCAAGCAGCAGCUGCUGAUCGGUGCCUACGCCAAGGCUCUGGAGAUCAUCCCUCGGCAGCUGUGCGACAACGCCGGCUUCGACGCCACUAACAUCCUCAACAAGCUGAGGGCCAAGCACGCACAGGGCGGCAUGUGGUACGGCGUCGACGUCAACAACGAGGACAUAGCCGACAACUUCCAGGCGUGCGUGUGGGAGCCGGCCAUCGUGCGCAUCAACGCGCUCACCGCCGCGUCGGAGGCCGCGUGCCUCAUCCUGUCCGUGGACGAGACCAUCAAGAACCCCCGCUCCAGCAUGGACGGCCCACCGGGCGGUGGCCGAGGACGAGGCCGCGGGCGCCCUCAUGCGCACUAAACGACCCCUCCCUGCCCCCCACCAUACCCACUCUCUCUCUCUUCCACCCCCUGUCAGCUGGGGCAGGUCACCUUGGAAGGUCAGACCUGUGGACUCUUAAACACGCAGUAGUGAAAGGCUGGUGAAAAAGAUCGUUGUUGGUUGUAGCUGAUUGGCUUGUCUCUGCACUCCCAUCGCUCCUUGUAAUAAUUAUCUUUGUUACAGAACACCCUUUUUUUUUUUUUUUUUUUUUACAUUUUAUUUACGGUUAGUCAUCGUUUUUCAUGUCCGGUGUUUCAGUCUGAGCCAGAGAUGGUCUGUUUGUAAGAGUCAUAAUAAAAACAUGCGGGUGUUCUCUCUCAGUAUUGUCCGAGUGUGUCUCAUGGUUAGCUGAGUGGAAGCCCUGCCCUCCUGAUACGCACUGAUGUCCAGCCGCAGUAGAUUUGCCGUUUUGUGGAAUAACUCUGUGGAGCUAUUUAUUGGACCAUUAAAAUGAAUACUCCCACA